AUGUAUAAAAUACUUAUUCUAAUACUAUCAGUAGUUAUCGGAAAUUCAAAAUGUUUCGAAUCUACGUGUAAAGAUAUUGAAAGUAAGUCAGUGGACUUAAGAUUAAGAAGACAUUUGUUUUGCGAUUAUGAUCCAACUCUACGGCCUCAAAUCAAUGCACACAGCGUUUUGAAUAUCGAUGUCCAUCUUAUUCCAAAAUUUGUUGAAUUUGAUGAUUUCACAAGUAGUAUUAAUUUUCAUUCAUGGCUAAUACUAACUUGGGAUGACGUUCACUUGAAUUGGAAUCCAGACGAGUUUGAUGGUAUUACUCUUCACCAUGUAAAAAGUACCGAUAUUUGGGUUCCUGAUUUCACCGUUUUCAAUUCAGGAGAUUUGGGUCUAGAUCAAAGUAGUAUGCCGUUGACUGACUGCAUUUUGUCUCAAAACGGUACAAUUCAAUGUGUAGUUUCAAGAGUCUUCACAUCUCAUUGCCCUGCUGAUUUUUCUGAUUGGCCUUAUGAUAAUCAUAAUUGUACUUUACACUUUGGAUCUUGGUUAUACUUUGCCGAUGAACUUAAUUAUUACUUCACUAAAGAUUCGAUUGUAAUGGAUGAAUUUGUGCGGAAUAAUGAGUGGGAAGUAAAAUUAGGUAACAUAUCUAAAUCAUUGGAAUUAUAUGGGACCAAUGUUGAUUCAAUGAUAUUUUUAAAUAUUGAAAUUCAGAGGAAUUCAUCCAGAGGAAUUUUAAUUUAUAUAACACCAGCGAUUAUAUUAACAAUUUUAACUUUGACAGCUUUGUAUCUUGAUGUUUGUUCGAUAGAACGAACUAUUUUGAUGAGUACCAAUUUUAUCAGUCAUCUACUUUGUAUUUUUGACUUAUAUUGGUACAUACCAACAAAUAACGCUAUUGGAUCACCAAAAAUAGUUAUUUUUUAUGAAGCGUCCUUGAUAAUCACUGCAUUCACAUUCAUUCUAACUAUUUUACUGCGUAAAAUUUAUACAGUCACAAUUCCGGCGCCCCAAUUAAUUUUUUCUACCGUUGAAUUCAUUUAUAAUUGUCCAAUAGUUAAAUAUUUGAAAGCUAAAACUCCAGACAAAUCAGAAGAAAAUAACUUAAAUGACACUGAUAAUCAGAAUGAGCAAAUAAAAAAUAAAAAUACUUUGUGGAUGGAAUGCGUAAAUUUAAUAGAAUGGCUGGCAUUGGUUUCUGUAAUUAUAACGUAUGUUGAAGAAAAGUCACCAUAUUUACGUCUCAAAAGACAUCUUUUAUGUGAUUACGAUCCAAGUGUUCGUCCAACCACUAAUUCCCGCAAUAGAACAGAUCUAUCAAUAGUAGUUGUUCCAAAACUUAUGGAAUUUAAUGAAUUUACAAAUGUUAUGAAGCUACAUACUUGGAUGUACAUUGCAUGGAAAGAUCCUCAUUUGCAGUGGAAUCCUGAGGAAUUUGACGGAGUUGAUUCUCUCUAUGUUAUGAGUCAUGAAAUUUGGACACCUGACAUUACUAUUGUCAAUGCAGGUUUUGGUGAGCAAGAAAUUGGUAUUCCCCUUACAAGUUGCAUUCUUUCAAAAGAUGGAAGAGUGGCUUGUGUUCCAAUAGUUUGCUAUUCAACGAGGUGUCAUAGAGAUCAUACAUAUUGGCCGUUUGAUCAACAACAUUGUAGUUUUGAGUAUGCUUCAUGGUCUCACAAUACUGAAGAAAUAUAUUUAAGUGAAGAUAGUUUUCGACUGCAAAUGAUUCAUUUUGUACCUAAUGCAGAAUGGAAAAUCAACAAUUUCAAAAUUGAACCAGUACAAAAAAAAUCUAAAUACACGUCGCAAUUAUAUUUGGCCGCUGUUUCUAUAUAUUUUAAUGUAGAACGUGUAAAUAGCAUGUUAAGACGAAUGUUUGUUACACCAAUAAUAGUGGUUAUGAUGAUGACAUUAGCAACUAUGUGGUUCGACUCAGCAUCAAAAGAACGACUCAUAAUUGCGUGUAUUAAUUUUAUAAUACAUUUUUUAUGUCUGUCACAUCUUCAUUGGAGAUUGUCCGCUGCAGUCGUCCCUAAUAUCCUAAUUUUUUAUCACAGUUCAAUGAUAUUGGCGACGAGUGCCCUAAUUUUGACGUGUAUAUUUAGGAAAUUUGUCAUUUUAAAAACGUCACCACCAACGUGGGUUUCUUCUACAAUUUCGAAAGUUUUAGUAAAUAAAUAUGGUCAGGUAUUACUAUCACUUAUAUUCGAUUUGAAAGCAUCAACUAAAAUUUUAGAAGACGGUGAUGAUAGUAGUGAUCUUAUUAAUUCCGAGUUUUCAAAAACAACCACCUGGAAUGAUGUCAUUGUUCUUUUGAAUUGGAUUAUAUUAAUCUGUUUUAUCUUUAUUUAUAUUAUUAUGUGUGUAGUAUUUAUUCAUACUCCAUAG
Molecule: messenger RNA, 2376 nt
Organism: Cotesia congregata
Lineage: Eukaryota; Metazoa; Arthropoda; Insecta; Hymenoptera; Braconidae
Source: the annotation of a GenBank genome assembly